Triticum urartu is the source of this 729-nucleotide messenger RNA. Lineage: Eukaryota; Viridiplantae; Streptophyta; Magnoliopsida; Poales; Poaceae. The record is from RefSeq and is a predicted model, not a curated record.
AUGGUGUCGUGGAGCGACGAGACCAGUGAGGAUUCAGUCCUAAACAUCUUCUCCUCUUGCGAUGGCAUCAUCAAGCUUCCAGCUACGAUGCACGAUCCGAAUUUCAAUGGUACUGACGCAGAUGUGAAUGUGUUGUGUGAACACGGUGAGCCGGCCGAACGCUUUGUAGCAUUUGAAGGGAUGCACACGGGCAGGAGGUUUCUUGGAUGUGCUAAGAAGGAAGGCAUAAACUGUGGAGUAGUUCAAUGGAUUGAUUUUGAAUGGCCAGACUCAAUGGAGAAGGCAUUGGCCAAGCUAUGGGAUAUGUAUGAGGAGACUAAGUCAACUAGGACCAAUGACAAUCUAGAGAGUUCCUUUGCAAUUCACAACCUGACAGAAGAGAAGAAGAAACUACAGGAGAACUAUGACAGUUUGUAUGCUGAUGUGAAUGCUCUUUUGAAUGCCCAACAGGAGAGGGGUGUGGAGUUAACCAAUCAAAAGGAGCAGAAGCAAUAUCUUGAAGUGAAGAUUGUUGAGCUUGAAACUGUAGUUGGCAACUUGAAGGCAGAGUUGUCAAAGAAAGAGGAGGAGAAGAAGAAACUACAGGAGAACUACGAUAGUUUGUAUGCUGAUGUGAAUUCUCUCUUGGAUGCCCAGCAGCAGAGGGAUGUGGAGUUAAACAAUCAGAAGGAGCAGAAGGAAUAUGUUGAUGUGAAGAUUGUUGAGCUUGAGACUGUAGUGGGGAACUAG